Messenger RNA from Lactuca saligna, 3758 nucleotides. The record is from the annotation of a GenBank genome assembly. NCBI's taxonomy places the organism in Eukaryota, Viridiplantae, Streptophyta, Magnoliopsida, Asterales, Asteraceae.
CUUCAAAGAGAAGCCAGUGCAUGUCGACAUAGACGACGACGACGAUGAUGAUAUGAUGGAUGAUGCAUCAUCAGUUAAAGAUUUUGAUGAGUCAUUCUUAAAGAACUUCUGUAGAAGGGCAUCGACCUCUUUUUCAAACAUUAUGGUCUUAUAAGUCACCAGAUCAACUCAUACAAUGAUUUCACCAACGUUGGGAUUCAAAAUGUUUUUGAUUCCAUCGGUGAGAUCAUAGUUGAGCCUGGUUUUGAUCCCUCAAAAAAGCGUGACAAUGAAUGGAGAUAUGCUUCAAUAAAGUUCGGGAAGGUGACUCUUGAGCGACCACGGUAUAUUGCUGCCGAGGGUGUGAUGAAUCCGUCGUGUACUUACCGAAACAUGCUCGUCUUUAGAAUAUGACAUACUCAUCCAGAAUGCAAGUUCAGCUCACGUUAGAUGUGUAUACCCAAGAGCUUGUAAGAAGUGACAAGUUCAAAACCGGUAAGGAGGCGUAUGUAGACAAGAAGAUACUUGAAACCGAGGAGCGUGAAGUGUAUAUUGGGAGGAUUCCGGUGAUGAUCAAUUCUGAUACGUGUUGGAUGAGUGGAGUUGAGAAAGAUGACUGUGAUUAUGACCAAGGAGGCUAUUUCAUAAUCAAGGGAGCUGAGAAGACCUUUAUUGCACAAGAACAAAUUGGAUUAAACAGAAUCUGGUUGGCAAGUUUUCCAAAUUGGUGUGUGAUGUAUCGCUCACCCCACAAGAGGAAAAGGGUUUAUGUGAAACUGGCGGAUACUAAUGAAUAUGAAGAUACCAAAGGAGGAGCACAAGGGAUAAAUGUUUAUAUCUUGAGUUUAAAAGAUAUGCCAAUAUGGAUUCUCUUUUUUGCCCUUGGGGUAUCUUCAGAUAAAGAAGUGGUUAACUUGAUUGAUGCCGACAUUAAUGAUGGCAGAAUCGUCAAUAUUCUAAUGGCAUCCAUUCAUGAAGCUGAUCAGAAGUGUGAUGAAUUUCGUAAAGGACAUAACUCAUUAAAUUAUAUUGAAAACCUUUUUGAAAAGAGCAAAUUUCCACCUAAAGAGUCUGUUAAAGAGUGCUUUGAGAAGUACUUGUUUCCUAAUAUCAUUGGGUUCAAACAAAAAGCUCGAUACCUUGGAUACAUGGUGAAGUGUUUGUUAGAGGGGUAUUCUGGUAAAAGAAAAGCUGAUAACAAAGAUGAUUUUAGGAACAAAAGAUUGGAACUUGCAAGCGAGUUACUUGAAAGAGAGUUAAGAAUUCAUCUUAAACAUGCAGAAAAGCGAUUGGUGAAAUACAUGCAAAGGGAUUUAUAUCCUAAUCGACAUUUACAUGCUAUUGAACAUUAUUUGGAUGCUUCAAUUAUUACAAAUGGGCUUAUGCGGGCUUUUUCAUCGGGUUCUUGGUCCCACCCGUAUAAAAACAUGAAAGAACUUUUGGAGUUGUUGCUACGCUUAGAAGAGCAAAUCCUUUGCAAAUGAUUUCGGAUAUGAGAAGGACAUGUCAGCAGGUUUUGUAUGCUGUGAAAGCUGGAGAUGCGAGAUACCUACACCCUUCUCAUUGGGGAAAGAUUUGUUAUCUUUCAACCCCUGAUGGGGAAAAUUGUGGGUUGAUAAAAAAUUUGGCGGGUACUGCUCUUGUGUCGACAACUGUUAGGGAAAAGAUUACUGAUUUAAUGAUGGCAUGUGGAAUGGAGAAGUUAGUGGAUGAUAGCUCAACUUCGUUAUCUGGAAUGGAUAAAGUUUUUGUUGAUGGAGAUUGGGUUAGAUUUUGCGAAAAUUCUGCUUCUUUUGUGGCUGAGUUUAGGCGUAAACGUCGUAAGAAGGAAGUACCUCAUCAGGUCGAAAUAAAAAGAGAUACAAAGCACAAAGAAGUGCGCAUAUUUUGUGACGCUGGACGCAUUUUACGUCCCCUUAUAGUCGUUCAAAUCUUGCACAAAAUCAAACUCCUAAAAGGUGGAAAGUACUCAUUUCAAGAUCUUUUAGACAACGGAGUUGUCGAACUAAUCGGACCCGAAGAGGAAGAAGAUUGCUGCACAGCAUGGGACAUCCAAUACCUCUUCCUCAAAAAUGAAGAACACGACCCUGAAAAAUACACACAUUGUGAACUCGACAUGUCAUUCAUGAUGAGCCUAAGCUGUGGCAUCAUUCCUUUUGCAAACCAUGAUCACGCAAAAAGAGUCCUAUUCCAAUCCCAAAAACACAGUCAGCAAGCUGUUGGAUACUCAUCAACAAAUCCAGACAUCAGAGUCGACACUCUUUCACACCAACUCUUCUACCCUCAAAGACCUCUUUUCAAAACCAUUCUUUCUGAUUGCCUUGAAAAAGGUCAAGGUCAAGGUCAACAAUCUGGUCAAACCCGAAAGGGUAUGAUUGCUAGACCCGAGUUUUUCAACGGGCAGUGUGCUAUUGUAGCGGUCAAUGUCCACCUCGGGUAUAAUCAAGAGGACUCGUUGGUGAUGAACAGGAGCUCGCUUGACCGGGGGAUGUUUCGGUCAGAGCAUAUUAGAAGCUAUAAAGCUGAGGUUGAUAACACUGAAGUUUCAAAGAAGAAGGUUAAGUCAGAUGAGGCUGUGAAUUUUGGGAAGAUUCAAAGUAAGAUCGGAAGGGUGGAUAGUUUGGAUGAGGAUGGCUUUCCUUUUAUCGGUGCAAAUUUACAGAGUGGUGAUAUUGUGAUUGGGAAAUUUACAGAAGCAGGGACUGAUCAUAGUGUGAAAUUGAAACAUACCGAAAGAGGAAUGGUUCAGAAGGUUGUGUUGUCUGCUAAUGAUGAAGGGAAGAAUUUUGCAGUGGUUUCUUUGAGACAAGUGCGGGCCCCAUGCCUUGGUGACAAGUUCUCGAGUAUGCAUGGGCAGAAGGGGGUUUUAGGGUAUUUGGAGUCUCAGGAAAACUUUCCUUUCAGCGUACAAGGAAUAGUUCCAGAUAUUGUGAUCAAUCCACAUGCAUUCCCAUCCAGACAGACUCCAGGGCAGAUGCUGGAAUCUGCUUUGGGGAAAGGUAUCGCGUUGGGAGGUUCACAGAGAUACGCUACACCUUUUUCUUCUCUCUCCAUUCAUGCCAUAACAGAUCAGCUUCACAGGGCUGGAUUUUCUCGAUGGGGAAAUGAGAGACUUUAUGACGGGAGGACGGGCGAAAUGGUAAAAUCGCUGGUGUUCAUGGGCCCCACGUUCUACCAGAGGCUGGUUCACAUGUCGGAGGAUAAAGUGAAGUUUAGAAACACGGGCCCGGUGCACCCGCUGACGAGGCAACCGGUGGCUGACAGGAAACGGUUUGGUGGAAUAAAAUUUGGAGAAAUGGAAAGGGACUGCUUGAUAGCCCAUGGAGCCUCUGCUAACUUACACGAGCGCCUUUUCACACUCAGUGACUGCUCUGAAAUGCAUGUCUGUACAAAAUGCAAAAGAAUGGCGGGUGUGAUUCAGAGGGCUGUUGCAGGUGGACACAAGAUCCGGGGCCCAUAUUGUCGGGUAUGUGACUCGGUUGAAGAUGUGAUUAAGGUGAGUGUGCCUUAUGGUGCUAAGUUAUUGACACAGGAGCUUUUUAGUAUGGGGAUUUCACUUAAGUUUGAUACCGAGUUAUGCUGAUGGAAUUUGGGAGUCUGUUUAGGUUUGGUAGAUGAUAUGUGAAUUGUUGAAGUAGGAAUGAAAGGAAUGACUUGUUUAGGUAAAUGGUGUUUUGGUGGUUGUACAUUGCUCUUUGUUUGGUGAGCAUGGUCUAAUUGGUAUCUUUUUGAUCGAACAAGGUUAUGUGUAACGUACAUACCAAUGUCAUUUUUGUGUA